UUAUCUUCAUCAUUGUAUUUUUAAUCGGAUCCCCACAUGAAAGAGAAGAGUGAAUUAUUUAGCAGUUUUGUGAUGGAAGAAUGAAUCAAUGUUAAAAUGAAAUGCUCUUCACCAAGAGCUGCAGGAGGGUUGUAUGUUCAGAUAGCUGCAAGUUCCAGCUGGGUAACUGAUCUCUUCCUCCAGAGCCCACGGAACUCUGAAGUCACAGAGUCGUAUAGUCAAACUGUGGACAGACAGACAGAAUUUCAAAGAUUCAAAACAGAGAAAGGCAGACAAGAGAAGAAACAAUACCGAAAUUCUAAUACUUGUGCUGAUGAACAAUCCCAAGGAGAAUCUCCAAAUGGAAGCAAAACCACAGCUAAUUCUUUAAUCAAAUCUGAAAAGCGAAAGAGAAUAGUUAUACAAUUUAAAUCCAAAGAAGCUAAACAUGGAAAAAGUACAGGCACUGCUGAUGUAGUGACAACUAGCAGGGAAGAUCAUAACAAAGGUCCUUUUGAUGGUAAAGAAAGAAAAAGACACUGUCAUAGCUUUGUGGUUCAGAGAGACAAGGUGGUGAAGAAAAACAAAGUUGAACUCUGUAAGCCAAAGGUAAAAGUUGAACAAACUGUGUUGGGACAACUGAAGUCAUCUGUGUAUAAUUUAUAUGUACCUCAUAAAAAGGCAGACAGAUCUAGAAAAACGAGUGAAGAUGUCAGAAUUCAAAAAAUUCAAAAAAAGCCACCUAGCACAGUCUCUACAGAGACGGCGUGUCGUGAUAGACCUGUCAGUAAGAAGUCAAAUAUGUUAUCUAGGACUUGUGAAGAAAAGUAUAAAGAAGAAUAUAAGGAGUUUUCUAAGAAAAAUCAACAUGCUGACAAGCAUACAUCACACUGCUCAACUGAAACACUGCAGCAAUGGGACUGUUGUAAAUGGAAAAAACAGGAUGCUGAUCGAGUUAGUUGUAAUUCAGGGACUGAAAAAGGGGACUUUGAAGCCACCGCAUUUUGUUUUAAGCAGGGCUUUCCAUCCCCUCAAAGCAGUGCAACCUUUCCAUUGCCUCAAGGCUGUGAAUACCCAGAAGGCGACCAAGAGAUGCAGAUAGUUGAGGAUUUGCAUGUUGCUCGUAUUGAAAAGAGGAUGGCCCAAUCUGUAGUACAGACCUGUGGAGAACUGACAAGUAUGGAAAUAGAUCUUCCAGAACAGGAUUUAAAUAUUUAUGCUGAGACUUCUUCCGGUCUGAACAUACUAGUGGUGAUUGACACAAAUAUAAUGAUUAGUCACCUUGAGUUUGUCAAGUCCCUGAAAUCUGAGGAUAUACCAGGGAUUGGCAAACUUGCCUUGAUAAUUCCCUGGGUUGUUUUGCAAGAGUUGGACAACUUGAAGAAGGGGAAGAUGUUAGUGCAUGUUCGACAAAAGGCUGUUCCUGCAGUCCAGUUCAUCUAUGCGUCUCUCAAAAAUCAGGAUCCAAAACUGUGGGGGCAAUCCAUGCAACUUGCUUCACAAAAAAUAUAUGGCCUGUGUGAUGAGAACAACGAUGAUCGUGUGUUACAGUGUUGUCUGCAGUACCAGAGCCUCUUUCCUCAAGCUGUUGUUAUACUGUGCACAGAUGACAAAAAUUUAUGCAAUAAAGCCAUUGUAUGUGAGGUCAAGGCACUCUGUAAAGUGGAUUUGGUUACUGCUCUGCUGAACCUGAAUGUUAACAAGCAUCUGAACUGCCUGGAACUGCAGCAGUCGAAAUGUGAUAGAGAAUUCCAGAAAACAAAAGAAAGUGAUGCUCAUCUUACUUUCCAGAAAACAGAAAGAAGUGAUACUCAUCUUACUUCUCAAUUUCCGAAUAUAAUUCCAGAUCUUGAAAAGAACUUAGGAGAAGCUUUAUCUUGUAUUUUGGAGACUGAAAUGAAAAUUGUAUUUGGAAACCUAUGGAUGGAGAUACUAUAUUUAAAGCCACCAUGGACGUUAGCAAACUUACUGCAGUGCUACAAAAAGCACUGGGUGGCUGUUUUUGGUUAUGUUGUGCCAAGGAGCUUACUUGCAACUAUUGAAUUUCUCUAUAAACACUUUUGUACAGGUAAAACACUGGACACCUCAACAGCUGUUGUCUUGCUCCAGGAAACCAAGAAAUUACUGCAUGCUUUCAGUUUGAGGUCUGAUUAUGAUGGAGUGCUGCCCCGGGCUUAUGAGAAAGUGAAUAAGCUAUACCAAACAUGUACAGAGGCGAGAUCAGGCAGUGAGCAGAAUUCAUCUGAAGACAGCAUGAUUCUUUCAAAAAGUUCUCUGUGCGAAAGAAUGGAAGAAACAAUACCAAAUCUCCAAAACUGUGGAGAAAAAGGGCUGCCUGCAAGCAUGCACGUUGCUCAAGAAGACAGGCACCAAGAGAUCUGGUCAGUCCUUGAGGGUGUAUGGAAUACAAUGAAUUUGUACAGGCUUGAAAUUUUCCAGAAGUUAGAGUCCAACACAGUAAUUGCAAAGUCUUCAUUCGAAGAAGCUUUUUCGGGACUGCAGAAACUGUUAGCAGCUGUGAAUUAUAUCCUUGAAGGAAUUCAUAGCAGUGAAGUUUAACCAGCAGCAGGAACAGCUACAGAAGAAUGCUUCAAGUUCUCUCGACUGUGCAGCUCUCUCCAUUUCCUGCUCAUGUCCUGUAAAGGGUACUUAUGGGAACUGCUUUGCAAUUGUGAUUGAAGUUACAGAUACUGCUGUAAGCAUCCUUAAUGGAGGUGUUUCUGACACUUUUUCUUUUCUCUUACUGGAAGCAACCUAUCUUCUAUAUUUCCCCUUGUGGAAGAACUCUAAAAUAACAAGGUCUGCCAUUAUGUCAGAGACAUCUGUUUUUCAGAAAAUGUGCCUUUUGAUUAAAAAAGUGCUUGAGGCAAACAGGACUCAGGUCCUUUGUUGAAAUGAAGAAUCUAUUUUCUGUUUCACGUGAUUAUGCUGAAACUCAGUAACAUUUAUGAAAUAAUUCUGAAAUACUCUUAAAUUUUUCUACUACUAAACUACAGUAUUAUUACUAUACUACUAUUAUUAGUUCUGUAAAUAAAAGUGGUUUUCUUAAAGUGUUUCAAUUUGAAAAGCUUGCUGUGAAUUUGUCUCUGGAGUUGCAGUAGGGGGCGUCGUGGGUCAGGAAAUUCAGGAGCAGUAAAACGUGUCUGUUUUCAUCUUAGUGUGAGGUUUCUGAGUAGGUUUUCCAGCUGGAGUCAGCAGCUGUGCUUUUAGGUCACUGCAGUUACAUGUGUAACAUACAGAACACAUACAUGGUAUAUAUUUAUAACUGGAUAUCAAAACAGAAAAUUGAAGUUUGUGAAAGUGAGGAGGCUCAUUUUACCAGAGUAUCUCAAUGCUUCUGAGGCUGAAUUUAACGUGUAUAUAUUUUCUUUUUUUUUUUUUUUUAAAUAGUAUUUUACAGCAAUUGGUGUGAUUACAGAAAAUGAAGCAUCUGGAGAAAAAGUAGUGAAAAAGUUUUAACUUGAAAAUUUGGAGACAGUAAAGGUUUAGUGACAAAUCAUGGUAGCUUCUGUUCCUUGCUAUCUAAAACAAAUAAGAAAAAAACUCUUGUGAAAGUUUGGAAUAUUUAAAAAUAAGUUGUGUUGAAAGUGCAGCUGCAUUAGAAGUUCAGGCUUUGUAGUUGUUAAAAACAGUUAGAAAAACACAGUUGCUCUUCUUGAGAUAAGUGUGUGAUUGUCCACUUCCUCAUAAACAAACAGAUUCUGCAACACUGCUGUGUCUGUUCAGACCUCCUAACCUGAACAUGCUUGUGACAAAUACAGAUAUUAUGAAAAACAGGCUGCUUCUUGGGAGAAUUCUCACCAACAGCUCUGUGCAUCUUACCCUGCCCUCGAGACUUCCGUCAUGCAGUACAGACUUUUAUCGUUGUUUCUUCCUACAGUGACAUUGAUAGCAGAACAGAAAUGACAUGGCAAUGUGCUGUAUGCCAUAGAUGUUGGGCAGUGUUACAGUAAAGGCAAUAACUAGUACGGCUAGCAUCUGUAUGUAACCUCCCUGUUGGCAGCAGGGCUCCGUGCAAACAAAACAUUACUUCAUAGUUGUCUCAGAUGUGGCUGAUCAUGGGAGCUCCUGUUCUAUCACUGUCUUCUUGAAAUUUACUGAUGAAAAAGUGAGCACAAAUGGCUCCUUUCCCCUUUACAUAGAGAAGAGCAUGGUACGUGCUCGUGUGUAUAACAUGGAUUCACAACAGAGAAAGAUGAUUAAAUCUCCAAAGUUUGUACGUCUACUUGUGAAGCCAUGAAAUGUUUCUCAGGUGUGCAGUAUUACCGAAACUCAGCACCUCAUCCAUUGCUCUCAGCGUUUUGGAGAUUACCCGAGUGCUUCUCUGGAUGCUUUAAAGCAAGUGUACUACGUUAUUUAUAAAAUGCCAAAGGUGGGAAGAGUAGGAAGAAAAAUCUGUUGGCAGUCUUCACUUUAUUCCAAAGCAGUGAUAUUGGUCCGCAAGUCGUUUUAUAUAACUGAAGUAUAUAAAUUGUUUUUAAUUGCUUUGAGCAGUAUUUCUGCAUCUUUUCAGCGAUGACUUACGCUAGUAUUGUAUUGAGUAUUGUUAGUUGUGUUAGAUAUUAUUUUGAACUAGUUUACAAAGGGCCCAUUGUGGGUCCUGAUCCUUGAAAUAUUUUUUGGUUUUCAAGUAGCUCUUUGAACAACAGAAGAAUUUAUGCAACUCAUGGUUUCCAAGUUUGUGCCAAUUUUUUCAUCACUUUAAAAGUUCUUCCACUGAUCCCACUGAAAAGUAUUUGGGCCUUUCACGUUUGGAGGGAAGAAAAGUUUAACUAUUUAUCACAGAUGAUUAGUUCUUCAGAAAUUCUGUUUGAAGAAAUGCAGAAUGCAUCACAAGAAAUGGCUGCUGGGGUGUACGUACUGGAAUUCCCUCCUCUCUACGCAUUGAGGAUGUGUUUAACUUUUCACCUGUUGAAGUUGAGGUGUGUGCCAGUAGAGGACUGGAAGUGCUUGUAGCCUUUUAUGGCUAGUCUUCUGAAAUAUCUUCUUAUGUCUUGUUGGUCUUGCUUUAACAUAGUGAUUGGAAUGCUAGAAACAGCUUUCUUAACCUUUUGAAAGCUUUAUUGGCAGCAUUUAAGUGUGUCUGAAAGUGUUUGUGUAAACCAAGUUUCAUUCGACAGAGGGUAAAUUCUGAUUCGAGGGUCUGCAUGCCCCACUGGGGAGUUUGACAUGGAACCUUACUGUGUUGUGGUUCCCGACCAAGUUCAUUUAGAUGUGAAACCCUUUUCAAAAUCAGAAGUGUGUUUUGUCUUCGGUGAAUCUAUGUAGUUCUUUCUAGUUGGUUGGUGUUUUUUUAAGCUGUACACUAAGAAAAAAAAAAUACUUUGUUCACAUGUCAACUUCAAAAUUGCUCACAAAAAAUGGCUUAUAGCAAGUACUGUUAGCUACAGAACUCAGACAUUUGUACCAAUGCAGUGCAAGGUAUGCAGGUAUCUGUUACCUACUGCAGGAAGUAACCUGAAUUCUGUAGUAGAGUGGAAUUUAUAAUAUGUUUACAAUUCGGAAAGCACUGGUUUAUUAAUUUCUCAUCUAAACUUUUUAAAGUGUAAUUUUUUAGAGGUCUUCUCAGAAAGGCAGUGCAGUGUUACCGUAUCCGAUGUUAUCUUUGAGUUGGAUGUUUUGCAGUUAACUAACUUAAAAACAGUCCUAUUGAUUUGAAAACAGUUCAGCAGAUGCAGAGAAACUGGUUCCUUGGCCUUUCGUAGGGAAUUGAGAUGUCUUUUUCUUGAUGCAUAGUUAGUAAAUUCUUUCUUCCCUGAGACUGCUAAGAUAUUUAGUUAUUUUCAUCGGAAGUCUCUACGUUCAGAGCUUUACUUUCAGUCUUUCUCUUUAUGCCAUCUCCUUCUGGAAGUAAAACAGAGAGAAAAUCCCAUUUGAAAAUACACUAGCACUAGUCAUUUGUUGGUUUUGUUAUUAUUAUUAAUUUAUGUGAAACCCAAGACAUUCUUGACGACCGAAGAGAAGCUGUUAAAUUGCUUGUUGUUCCUUACUACAGCAGUGUAAUGAGGAAUUGCUGAGUUACCAAGAUUUUGGGUGGCACAGAAGUUUUGUGUUUCCAUUUCUAAUUCCUUGUUGCCUUUCUGAUCUUCUGACAUGGAAGUUAACCAGGGCCUCACAGGGUUAAGCCAGGCAUGUCCUGGCGUUCAACUGCAUGUGGUUUAGCCCAGCCCAUACGGUGGCACCGCUGCCGUGCAAGGUGCAACAUCAUGGCAGCAGCUCAUCGUCUGCAGUUUCCACUGUCUGAACUGGAACCAGGGUACAGGGAGGGUGGAGUGGAGUGCUGACCCAAGUUGUGGCAAACAGUUUCAUGCAUUUUGAUACACUAGCUAGAGAUGGUCCUGUGAACAGUGAAAAAUCUGCAGCCUUGCUUUGUGUUUUGAUAAAGGAAUUUGAGAUUUCAAGAGCGCUGAAAAAAUCAUCAAUUUUUUUAUACAUUUGUGAGUCCAUUUUCAGUUGGCAUAAAAACAUUGCUUGCCAAUUUUUGAAUGCAGUGUAUAGAGUAGCAGUCAGAUAUUCGAAUCUGAUGAUAUAAUCUGAUGAUAUCUCCGUACCAGACUGCUGUGGUUUGACCUGGAGGUUGCUGAACACCAUACAGUCAUUCCGUCCCUCCUCCUCUUUCCAGAGGGAUGGAGGAGAGAACUUGGGGAAAAACAAAAAUAGAACUCAUGGAUUGAGAUAAAAGUAAGAGAAAAGAAAAAGGAUAAUAGUUGUGAAUGUAUACAAGGAGCUAAGCAGUAGCAAUUGCUCACCACCCACCAACCAGUGCCCAGCUAGCCCCCAGCCACUGGAAUAGAGCAAGAAGAACUCCCAACCCCCUCAAAACUCUCCUUCCGUGUGUGUCGUAUGACACGGGAUGUCCCUCUGGCCAGUUUAAGUCAGUUGUCCUAAUUUGUCCCCUCCCAGCACUUUGUUAGCAUGAGAUGGGAAACUGGAAUGAUCUUGGCUCUGUGCAACACUGCUUAGCAGUAACUGCACACACCAGUGUUCUCAACACUGUUUUUUUUCCUAAAACCAAAAUCAUACCAGGCAGCAUACCAGGCACUCUGAAGAAAACAAUUCUGUCCCAGCUGAAACUAAGACAGAGACUUUUAUAACACCUCUCUUACCAGAGCACAGAGCAAACAAAGGCAAUGGCAGAGUCCUUAUUUGAGAAAUAGGUGCUAUAGGAAAAGAUACCAAAGAGAAAUUAAUGAACUCCUCUCAGUAGCAGUUUGGAGACAGGGGCAAGCUGAGGAAUGCGGCCUUCCCCAUUCCUAUUACAGACACGGGAGGAAAGGGCUGGGGAAGGGGGGAGGGGUAUGUGUGCAGGCUCAGGCUGUGCUCCCGGAAGCAUCGCUGAGAUAGAAAGGUGUCUGCAGCCCCCCCCAGCCACAUCCUCACCUAUUGCUUGGGGGCUGUGACCUUGGAAUUCCACUGCACCAGAGAAUAAUACCCCACACUUCACUAUCUGGUAUGAUUUGUGUCAUCACUUUUUGCUGUAAUGUGUGCUUGCAAACAGUUAUUGUCAAGGAUGAAAUACAGGAGGAAUAGGAGUUAAUCAAAAAUUUCAGACGAACACCUUGAGAACUUACUGAUGAUGGCAAUGCCUUCCAUUCAACCAGACUGAUGCGUUGCUUUCACAAAAACAAUGUCAGAUAGCCCACACGUUCUGUGGGGUUUUUCUCUCUUUUUUUUUUUUUAUAUAUUUCUAUUAAAACAUAGGAAUGCAUUCUGUUAGUUGUAAACAUUAACUGUCCUACAUAUCUUACAUGCUGCCCAAGGCAAUUCCUCUUCACUCACUAUACCCUAGAUAAGGCAGAAGAUCGGAUCCCUGUGUCCAGAAGCUUACUUUUCUGCAGUGAAGUCGCUUAGCCUCGUGGCUGAGCCCUGUGUCCAUCAGGCUGCUGCCAUCAGAUGGCUCCAUUAGCUGAACAGCGCCAGCCUCUGUGCAGCUCAGGGAGGAGGAACACUGAGAGUGAACACAGGCUGAAUUCUGAGAGCAGCUGCUGCACAUUCUGCUUUGGCUUUGUGUGUGUGUGCCUUCUGUCUCAUUGUCUGUGAGCUCAGUGUCUGUUAGUGGCUGGCAGGCUGACCUGCUUUCCCUGCCACAUUGUGUUUUUCUUCUACUCCCUGAGUAAAUUUUCUGAUCCUUUCCAGAUAGACUUUGCAUUUUUCCCAGCCAGGUAUGGGAUCCUGUUGUGAGCUGUUUCCUGUCCAUUCUUGAUAUCAUAUCUGUCUGCAUUGUCCUGCCAGCUGUCUGAUGGUAGGGAAACAAACAUCCCAGAUGGGGUGGGAAGCCCAGUUGCUUUUGAGGUAUAAAUUGUUAAGUCUGGUUCUCUCCUUCCUCCCCUCUGCUCCAGAAGUAAUAGUUAGCUCCUGCUUUGUAGCUGGCACCCAUACUGGCGUUCUGUAUCUCUGUGUAACAUGCCUUUCUGUAACUUGAAUUCAGAAAGCUGCACAGACCCACACUGCAGCCAGGACAAAUUGCAUUUUCAUGGCAUUCCAGCCUUGCCAGCAGUUGCUCAGAGCAGAGUUUUUGAAGUAAUCAGAAGUUGCAGUGUGUGACAGAGGGCCAUUCGUAGUUUGAUUUUGCACAGCUGAACGAAUUGGAAAGGCAAAGGGUGUCCAUGGGUUUGCUUUUGAAGUACUUUUGAUGUAAUGUUAGGAGAGAAGCAGCAGCAGUGGUUAAAUAGGUGCAGAGUAAAAAUGUAUGAAAACAUGUAUAGCUUUUCAAAUGUACAUCUCUUAUAAAGUCUCUGCUUUCCAUAGAACAGAAUGGUAGCUAAUGGAGAUGGAAGGAAUGUGAAGGAAUUUUAAAAUAGUGGCUGCGGUGUAAAAUCCCUGCCCAUGUGCUCCAGGCCUGGAGCUUGUCGUCCAACUGCUGCUUAGUUGGAAACAGCAGUAGGAGGAUGAAUGUUGACCUGUUAAGGAUUUGUGGGGGAAGUUAAUGUGUAGGCUCUUCUCUUACCAAUUUUUUUUUUUCUGAAUUCCAUGUACUGCAGUGUUUGAUCCUUAAACAAUUGUCUUUCAUUUGAAGAUAUUGUAGUGCUUUGAGCCAAAUGUUAGGCCUCUUCUUAUGUUAUAAACCCAGGAGAAAUUAUUGUGACUCUCCAGACUACCUCUAUAAAGUUCACUGAGGAUUUAACGUUAUUUAUUUGCUUAUUAACACAUUUUACUUGGGUUUUUCAGAAAACUAAGAACACGGCUGGCUUGAGAAAUGGAAAGGGAUGAGUGGGAGGAAAAAAUCUUCAAAAAUUAAGAGUUUAUUUUUUGUUUAAAGAAACUAAUUUAUUUUUUUUUUAAUGAAGCGUAUCUGAUUGCUGGUUUUUAAUUAUUUCAUGGAUUCCUUUGGCAUACUUAAAAAAAACAAAACCUUUUC
This is a messenger RNA of Lagopus muta (rock ptarmigan), 9337 nucleotides long. RefSeq names its product SWT1 RNA endoribonuclease homolog (gene SWT1). The coding region runs from base 97 to 2538 and encodes 813 amino acids. NCBI's taxonomy places the organism in Eukaryota, Metazoa, Chordata, Aves, Galliformes, Phasianidae. Gene Ontology annotation, cellular component: nucleus. The record is from RefSeq and is a predicted model, not a curated record. The transcript is spliced from 15 exons.